This is a messenger RNA of Folsomia candida, 3558 nucleotides long. Its product is annotated as QRFP-like peptide receptor. The record is from RefSeq and is a predicted model, not a curated record. Gene Ontology annotation, cellular component: plasma membrane. The coding region runs from base 475 to 2145 and encodes 556 amino acids. Lineage: Eukaryota; Metazoa; Arthropoda; Collembola; Entomobryomorpha; Isotomidae. Gene Ontology annotation, molecular function: G protein-coupled receptor activity. Gene Ontology annotation, biological process: G protein-coupled receptor signaling pathway. The transcript is spliced from 9 exons.
CGGAGAGCAAACUUGUCUCAACUCGCAUUCUGGAGCUUCAUCUCGUUUCAAUUUAUCACCAUGCACCCAUCCAUCCAUCUUGAGAUUAGUAGUAGAAAAUACUAGUCAAAGUCACUUAUCAAGCCAAUUAUAUGCUUGCUGAGAAGCAGAAUAUUCAGGUCAACUCAGAAUAAGAUUAAUCCUCCAACACACGAAAAGGGAGUGAACGUGAUUGAUACUUAUUUGACUUUUCGGAAGAGUUCAGAAUUUCAAUUAACAUUGUUUGAGACAAAUCUAGUUAUGAUACUUUGUUUUCUCGCAUCAAACUAAUCGAUCCAAAAUACAAAUUUAUGAAUUAGAAAUGAGUUCACUUCGAUAUACGUAGUUUUCCGUACGUAAAAAUAUAUUGACUAUACUUUGAGGAUUUUUUCACAAGUAGCGUGGCCUACAUUUCGUAUCCAAAUAAUACAAUAAUUGGGAACGCUCAGUUAAGAAAUGGACGGAAUCCCUCCAAGCUUGUUGCUGGAACCCUACCCACCCGACUCGUAUGAAGAAGAGGACCGAAAUAGGGAUCUUGUCUCUCACGACUUUGUAGCCGCAGGAAGUUCACAUGGAUUUCUUCAGUAUAUGAGCAAAGUCAUUCUCAACUUUAGUGACGCCGAGAGCAACUUGAACUCUAUUGACGCCUCUGGGACCCUUCUAAGUUUCACUAACUUGACCGAUGACGACACUAAAAUAAGAUAUCCGGACUUUAGUCAGGUCGAGAUCGUCAGGGUGAUCUUCAUUUGUCUAUUUGUUCUGGAGAGCGUGAUUGGCGUGAUGGGGAAUUUCUUUGUCUGCUUAACGGUGUACAGGAACAAGUCGAUGCACUCUCCCGUCAACUAUUACAUUGUCAACCUCGGAAUUUGCGACUUUCUCGUUGGAGCCGUUGUUCUCCCCGUCAAAUUAUUUGAACUGACGGCUGACGCUGAUAUAAACAUGAUGACGGAUUUUUGGUGCACAGCCGUUCGGUUUUUGGAGACCAUCGUCGUAUUCGCCAGCGUUUUCACUUUGGUUGCAAUCUGUUUCGAAAGAUACAACGCUGUUGUUUAUCCAGUUCAAUCCAGAAUCAAUAUGACGAACCUCCGCAUUCGUCGCGUCUUGACGGUGGUGUGGAUCAUUCCUGGCUUAGUUGCGGCUCCCAACCUCUACCCCGCAACGUCAGUGUCACAAUCUCUCUACUCCCAUUUUGGAGAAUUCACCCGUGUCACCUGCUUUGACGGAUUUUCGGAUGAUUUUCGAUUUGGCUAUUUCAUGUCCCUGUUCGUCUUCAUGUACCUUCUUCCCCUGGGAUUCAUUGCAGUCACCUGCUUUUCCAUUGCUCGAGUGUUGCUGAAGGAAAUUCCAGUCCAACCAAGACGAGAUCCCAGAGCUCACAACUUGGAACAAGGGCGGAGAAAGGUGGCAAAGAUGGUCCUUGUCGUGGUUUUUUCUUUUAUCGUUUGCUGGAGCCCAUAUUUUAUCGUGACCGCGGUGACCCAAUUGCAGACGGAGAGUUUCCUGUAUAAGAGUCAGUAUUUCUUUACCAUGCUUCUUAUUAACCUGCUCGCUUUCACCAACUCUUGUGUCAACCCCUUCGUCUAUUUCGCGAUGAGUGCGAGAUUCAGAAAGGGCUUUAUGUGCAUUUUACGCUCCUUCCGCAACUGUUCUCGGCGAAGUCGAUUCCCAUCGGACAAUAGCCAAUCGUCCCUUCGACACGUGAGUCACAACCGGACGAUUAAUGGCGUCAUGAGUCUCCACUCUCAUCCGAUACGACGAAACAGCGUCCGCACCCCACGACAAGAGUCCAUCUUGCCAAUGAGCAGUUCGAGGGGAGGGGGUCGCGGUGGGGGCAGUCGACCAAAUGUUUUCCGAGGAACGUCAACCUCCUCAAACCCAGCCACCCCCUACAACUCCACCACUACUGGUAACACUCAAGCUCGUCCAAUAUAUCAUCACAGUGACCAAGAUGACAGAUGCACCUCUUGCAGCCGCAGCUCGAGAACGCUCCUACUGCAGAUCAAUCACUGUAGGAGCCCGACAUGCUGCACACACUUGGUUCCUUUGAUGACAGAUGGGAAUGGGAGAAUUAUGAGUCAGGACAAUUUGGAACAGAUCUUUCCUUGGGGCGAGUCCUGCGACCUCUGAAUCGUAUAUUUGUCCGUAUAGCCCCGCAGCACUCUCUUUGAUGGAGCAUCUUUAAUCCUUGUUCUUUUCGAUGGAUGGAUGGAUGGAUGAAGAAAAGAACAAAAUGCUAAAAAUCAUAGGUGUAUACUUAUUUUCUCGUCCUUUAAGAUUGUUGACAGUAUUUUCUAAAACGUAAAAUUAUUAUACAGCACCAGAAGUACGUUCUAAGUCUAUUUUUAUGAAUGUAUGACAAAAGAAUUUUAAAAUAGUAUAUCCAAGUCAAUUUACCUGAUAAUGUUUCAUUCAUAAGCUGAAUGAUAAGUACUAAAAACGUAAUCACAUGCGAAUGAGUUAUGAGACAACUGACGUACAAUGAAAGUGUGCAAGCUAAAUAACUUUAGUGUUCGUUCAGUCUCAUUUUCCGAGAACUAUUCGACUUUCAUAUAAUAUUUGAUAAAAGUUAACUGUUGAAAGUUUUAAUGAAAGAAAAAUUUCUUCAUGGAAUCCUAUUGAGAUAUGCAUAAGUUAAUGUAAGAGAAUAUUGGGCUAUACAUUCAUGUUAUUAUGUAGUAGUUAUUAUAAAACUAAUUGGUCACGUAGAUUAUUUACAAGUUUACUAUUUAAUUUGAUAAUGAUGUAAUAUUGCGUAAUAUAAAGAAAUCAUGGAAUACCUAGCUAACGAAAUGUGUUAUUUUUCGUCACUUCAAAAUGCGAGUGUCGUAAAGAGACUUUUGCGCUUCUUAUUUAUUUCCUUUUAAAUCACGACGUGGAUCAAAUUACAAAAAUAAGUAUUUCCAAUUAUACAGUAAUAUACAGAAUAUUGUUGCGACAUACUCAAAAGAGGGGAAAAACCCCUCUGAACAUGCAUGCAGAUUAACAGAUCUCUUGAGGUAUGUAUACAUACUUACCUUACAAAUUAACAAAAAUAUUAUUAUUAUUACACUGGAAAAUGUACUAUUUUGAUGUAUCUAAAUACUAUAAUAAGCUAAUCUUGUUUGUAACAUAAACUAUGACGAGUAUUUUAAUAUAAAUAAAUCCAAACUUUCUCUCCUAUUGAUUCCCUAUGCGUGCAUAUUACUCAUUUCAUACAUAAAAAACUGGAUACGCUGUAAAUGUUGGACAAAAAAUAAACAAAAUGCGUCGCCAAGAAUGACCUGUAAAUAAAAUCUUGACCUCUGAACUUUCACCACCAUGGACGGCUCGACAGGUUUCGCUUUCUCAAAGUGCCCACCAAGACCGCUACAGCGGCUCCGUUUCCCGUGGUGCUUCAACUACGCUCUCUCGUGAAUAGCCGACGUCCUCGUGUUUAUUCAACAACUGCUGGAUUAUUCUAUCCUGUUUUAUUUUGUUCUGCAAUUAGUUCAAAUAAUGCUGAAUAGUAAUUAAAAUCAGUUUGCAAAAAAUUUAUUUGAGAAACAAGUUUAAUUUGUCAAA